AUGCGCGUGCGGCACCUGCACAGCUUCCUGCAGCAGCGGCAGCUGCUGCAGUGCAGCAGCACGGAAGAACUUGUGGGGCGGCGGCUGGGGAUCGACGGGGCUUACUUCUUGCGGUGUCUGUCCACCUGCGGGGAGGGUUUGCUGCAGCUGGCGGGGGAGACUCGUGCUGCAGUGGCAGCAGCAGCGCGGCAGCAGCUGCAGCAGCUGCAGCAGCAGCAGAUCACGCCGGUCUUCGUCUUCCGCGGCGUCGAGCCGCAGGGCCACCGCCUCUUCAUGCAGCAGGAGUCGCAGCGGGAGGUGUGGGAGCGGUACUACAGCGGGGGAGCAGCAGCAGCAGCAGCAGCAGCAGCAGCAGCAGCAGCGAACUGCUGCUGCAGCAGCCCCGCGCCGUCCACGGCGACGGGCCCCAGCACGGCCUCGGGGGGCGCGCCCGCGAGCAGCAACGGCAGCAGCAGCAGCAGCAGCAGCAGCAGCGGGGGGGGCUGCAGCCUGGGGGGCUGCAGCUGCAGCAGCAGCCGCGGCAGCAGCAGCGGCGAACUCGAGAGCUUCCUGCUGCAGCUGCUGCAGCAGGAAGGCCAGGAAGUGCUGCGGGCCCCCUACCUCGCGCUGCCGCAGCUCGCCUACCUGCUGCAGCAGGGCCUCCUCGAUGCUGCUGUGGGGCCCCCCUCGCUGCUGCUGUUUGGGGCCCCCAAAGUCAUUUGCUGCGUCGACUUUGCGCAAAGUUGCUUCCUGUGGCUGUCUCGGGGGCCCCUGCUGCUGGCCCUCGGGGUGUCUGCUGAGCAGCUGCAAGACGCAUGCCUUUUGGCCGGGACGGACUACUGCUUGACUUUUCCCUACUUGAAUCUGCAGCAGUUCUGCUGCAGCAGCAGCAGCAGCAGCAGCAGCAGCAGCAGCAGCAGCAGCAGCAGCGGCGGCGGGUUCUCCUUCGGCUCCGCAGUCGAGUUCAUCCGCCAGGCACCCAUCAGCAGCUACCUGCAGCAGUUCCCCACUGACAACAUGCGCGCAGAACACAUCGACGGGUACUGCGUGGGGAAGUGCCUGCUGGCGCACCCGCUGGUGCUGAAGGAGACGGGCCGCGUGGAGUUCUUUCAGCCGGCGCUGCAGCAGCAGCAGCAGCAAGCAGCAGCAGCAGCAGCAGCAGCAGCAGCGGGAGCAGCAGGGGGCCCCCCCGGGGGAGGCUCUCCGCACUCGCCGCACCCGCCGCCGCAGCAGCAGCAGCAGCUGCAGCAGCAGCUGCAGCAGCAGCGGCUGCUGCUGCCGCCGAAGGACUUCAGCGCGAUUGUGGGGCUGCGGCUGCCGCCCGCGGUGUACAUACACCUCGCCGAGGGGCUGCUGCCGCGUGCUGCUGCUGCUGCUCUCGCCCAAGGCGAAUAUAACUUCGAAGCAGCAGCAGUGGAUUCUCAAGAACUUGCUGAGGCUUUUGCAGAAACCAUUCAGUACAGAUGCAAGGCCCUUUGUCAGCCUCCUGCUGCUGCUGCUGCUGCUGCUGCUGCUGUGGCUGCUGCUGCUGCUGCUGCUGCUGCUGCUGCUGCUGCUGAUGAUGAUGAUGAGGAGGAGGCGGCCGGGCUGAUAGCGAAGCACCUGCAUGUGACCUUCCAGACGCGGCCCGUGGCCUUCGUGCGCUGCAGCGGGGGAGCAGCAGGAGAAGCAGCAGCAGCAGCAGUUUGUUUGGCCCCCUGCAGCAGCAGCAGCAGCUUGCGGCGGUCCUGGUCCGUGUCUGCUGCUGCUGUUGCUGCUGAGCUGCAGCGGCAGCAGCAAGACACCGUGAGCCUCAAGUUCUGUCUGGAGUGGUUUGCUGCUGCUUCGGAGCAGCAGAAGCAGCAGCUCUGCGGCGCCGCCGACCCCCCCCCCGCAGCAGCAGCAGCAGCAGCAGCAGCAGCAACAGCAGCAGCAGCAGCAGCAGCAGCAGCAGAUCUGCAGAAUGAACGCAAAGCCCUGCAAGCUGCUGUGCUGCUGCAGCUGCUGGAUGCUGCUGGGCUCUUCAGCGAAAGCGGCGGCAGCACUGUCUUUGGCUCCGCUCUUGCUUCUGUGCCUUUUGAGUUUCAGGAAGCAAUGUUUAUUUGUCUGGAGCUGCUGCGGCUGGGCUUUCUGAGCGGAGAUCCUCUGGAGAGUUUGCCGGGGCGUCCCUUCCCUCCGGGUGUACAGACAGCUCUGAUGCAGCCAUAUCCGAGCGAAGCUGCUGCUGCUGCUGCUGCUGCGGGGGGCGCAGCAGCAGCAGCAGCAGCGGGGGGCGGCGCAGCAGCAGCAGCAGCAGCCGGCGCGCGCGACGUGCAGCGCGCGGGGCUGCUGCUGCAGCGCGUGGCCUCGCUGCUGCCGCUGCAGCUGCGGCAGCAGCAACCUUGGCUUGCUGCUGUUUGCAUGGAUCUUUUGGGAUUUAAUUGUCUUGUGAAUUUAAUUCGAAAUGCAUUUCAAGAACUCACGCAGACUGCCCUCGUCGGCAUGCUGCUGCAGCACCCGCACCUAGCGAAGGUGCUGCCGCGGCCAGGAGACGCAGCGUUUGGAUCUUUCUUGCCUUCUUUUGCUGCUAGUGGCUGCUCGCUGGGUUUGGUGUUUCGCUUUUUGCUGCACUACGGGGGGCCCCCAGGUCUUGCUGCUUUCGAGGGGGCUGUUGCUGCUGCUUUUCCUGCUGCUGCAGCGCCGCUGCAGGACCUUUGUGCUGCUGCUGCUCUCUGGGGACACCUUCGAGAAGCAAUUCGGGGCCUCAGUCUUGCUGUUGAUGUUGCUGAACUUUGGACGGAAGUGCAGCAGGCCGACGCGCUGCUGCAGCAGCAGCUGCAGCACACCGGCCUCUGCACCCACAAGGCCUACACCCAUAGGCGCCCCUGA
Eimeria necatrix is the source of this 2826-nucleotide messenger RNA. RefSeq names its product XPG N-terminal domain containing protein, putative. The record is from RefSeq and is a predicted model, not a curated record. NCBI's taxonomy places the organism in Eukaryota, Apicomplexa, Conoidasida, Eucoccidiorida, Eimeriidae. Bases 1 to 2826 code for a protein of 941 amino acids. The transcript has 5 exons. Gene Ontology annotation, molecular function: nuclease activity.